CUUUAUAUAACCGGUUAUUGACGGUGGACCGAGGCGCACGUCGCAGCAGCGAGAGUGGCCAGAGGACUAUUCGCUAAUCUUUGGGAAUAUUAAACGCGUGGAUAUUUUUGGAAGCGAUGCAGAGAUGCUGAAAUGAGCGUGUGAAAUGGUCUCAGUUCGUAAAGUGAGGAUAACUUCCGCUGCCUGUUGGAUGAACACGAGCAGAACGGCUCUGAGGAAACGCUGCUGCUGCAUUCAUAAACACUUCUUUAGGACUCACAACAACCCCUGAGCUUUGUUUUGGGGUCAUUAAACGCAUCGUUUCCCUGCUUUGCACGCGUGUUGACGAUGGCCGAGGAAGGUAAAAUGAACACAGAGCAUCUCGGAGGAGUUGUCAGGCUCCGAGAGGAACACGAGAAGGUGGUGAGAGACUGUGACAGUCGCCUGCAGCACUGGAAGAAGGUGUCAGGGGACUAUGAAGCCUUGAAUGAGCGUCUUCAGACUCUGCCAGACCAGCUGAGUUAUGACAUCAUGGUGCCGUUCGGCCCUCUGGCCUUCAUGCCGGGGAAACUCGUGCACACCAACGAGGUCACGGCGUUGCUCGGGGACAACUGGUUCGCCAAGUGCUCGUCCAAGCAGGCACAGAAACUCGUCAACCACAGGAUGAAAUACGUGAAGAGAGAAAUGGACGCCCUGUCGAAGACCAAGAAAAACUUUGAAGCCAGAGCCGGUUUUGCGAAGGAUUUGGAAACGAUCUCGGCUAGUAAAGGCGACUGUAUCGACAUCAGAGAAGAAGAGGGAAACCAUGACGCCGCUCUCACCAAAGGAAAGCAGAGGAUAGCUCACAAACCAAACUCGAAGCCCAAAUGUGAAGCAGUGUUGGAUCUGAAAGAGGAGGAGGAGGAGGAGGAGGAUGAGGAUGAAGAGGAGGGCAGAGACGGAGGGAGCAGAAGAGCCGUCCUGACGGAGGAGGAGUUGUGGGCUCGUUUGGACGAGCUGGAGAAACAGGAGGAGCUCCGAGACGAGCAGGACAGAUUAUCAGAUACUCCAGACAUGAACGGUGAGGACACAUCGUCUCUCUCCUCAGAGGAGGAGAAGGACGGAGAAGCUGCAGCUCCCGUGAACGGACUCGGUCUGAAGCCGAGCUGGACCUCGCCUCACAGUGAAGCUCCGCCCACUGCGGACAGGAAGGAGGAAGAGUGCGAUGAUGAUGAGGAAGGGGACGGCAGCUGUUUGCCCACCAUCUUUUUCUCUCACACCGUCGAACCAAAGAAGGUGAGGAUCAACACGGGGAAGAACACCAUGCUGAAGUUCAGCGAGAGGAAAGAACAGAAGGAGCACUCGAAGAAGAAGAAGAAAAACGGACACAAUAACGGACACUCGCUUCACGAACUUCACAAAAUCACCACGCCAACAGACAUCUACAGGUUGUUCGUGGACGUGAAGAACGGCGAGCCCGUCCCCAGGAAGUCCAUCUUGAAGUCCCGCAGCCGAGAGAACAGCGUGUGCAGCGACACCAGCGAGAGCAGCGCCGCGGACUUCGAGGAGCGCCGGAUGAUCGGACGCAGCUUCAGCCACGACGAGUUGACGCACAGCGACACCAGUGACGGCAUCACGGAGGAGGACAGUCCCACGGCGGUCCCACUGCACCCCGCCAGCAGAUUUGAGGCCUUUUCAGGUACGGUGGUCGAAAAGGACCCGAUGCCUUCGGCCGUUCCUCAUCUGACCAUCGUCCCUCCCGCUCUGCCGACUAUUCUGGAGAGGAAACAGGAGGAGGUGACGUCGGACGCCCCACCGCCUGAACAAGCGCCGAAAAGGGUGUCCAAGUUUAAAGCUGCCAGGCUGCAGCAGAAGUGACUGAACAAACAUUAACUUUUCACCACUUCUUAUUUCUGCUUUUUGUCUUGGUUUUUUUUCUACAACUGAUAAACCGGCUCCUCUCCUCUCCUCUGGUUCUCCUCUCCUCUAGUCUCUCCUCUGGUCUCUCCUCUCCUCUGGUUCUCCUCUCCUCUGGUCUCUCCUCUCCUUUCUUCCGGUCACUGAGUUUUGAAUGUUCAGUGAGGUAAAGCACAGUAUUUACAGUAACAGAUAAUUUCCUGUGUCAAACACCGAUUUUAAAUCCCGGUUAAUGAAUCCUCCUCAUGGUAUUUUUCCUCUUCUGACUGUAAAGUCACUUCUUUCUCAGCUCUCCAUCUCUCUGUGAAGCUUGUUCAUUAAUUACCUGUCUGCACAUCACCUGCUUCUGAUCCAUGCUCGUGCCAGUUUAGAUUCAGUAUGUAGACUCCGCCUGCUAGGAUGAGUUGCCUUCAUUAGUUUGUUCUAAGUUUUGAUUUGAUCAAACCGAAUCAGGAGCCGCGUGCUCUCCUUUCACCUUCACUCCACCUGCCUAAUGAAUGUAUGUGCUCCUUUGUGACGAGCUUUAUGUGAAGACAAGAAAAUUAUACUGAUCAAAACUAAGAUGAAAAUAAACACAUUUGUCUACUA
Messenger RNA from Labrus mixtus (cuckoo wrasse), 2463 nucleotides. It is a transcript of the gene uri1, whose product is annotated as URI1 prefoldin like chaperone. Gene Ontology annotation, biological process: negative regulation of transcription by RNA polymerase II; negative regulation of phosphatase activity. The transcript has 11 exons. Lineage: Eukaryota; Metazoa; Chordata; Actinopteri; Labriformes; Labridae. Bases 328 to 1836 code for a protein of 502 amino acids. The record is from RefSeq and is a predicted model, not a curated record. Gene Ontology annotation, molecular function: phosphatase inhibitor activity; transcription corepressor activity; chromatin binding.